AUGGUGUUUCUACGCCUCACUGUAAAGGUCUACCCUCGCGAGCAGCUCCAGUCCUCCUCGUCUUUUAUCCGCUCCUUCCUCGGUGACCGUGAUCGUGAUGAGUCCAAUCGAAGCUCGUCCGCCCCGGGGAAUGGGAAGCCCGCCAGCUUCCUGUUGGCCUUGGAGAACCCGGAGGAGGUGACCCUGGGGGGACUAUCUGGCAUGAUCCAAGAGAAAUGGGCAAAGCUUAGGCCUAAUGCUGAACCUCUAGAUAUCAAAAAACUACUCGACGAUUCCUACGAGUCCGACGAUCUCGAUGCAGAAAUGACCGUCGCUCAAGUUUUCGUUGACAACGGGAAAGCUCGCACUGACGGAAGUGACCAGCGCGGUACGGUGCGAGUUAUCCAAAAACCGGCCCCCUACGCUCCGGUUCGCUUCCCAUCUGUGACCCAGGACUGGGAUGCUGCGGCGCAGGACUAUGAGCGCCAGGCAAAGAUGAAGAAAGAAGUAGUUGAGAAGUUUCGGUUCUCGCCUAUUCCUGAGGAACCGCGGAGGACUUCUUCUGAGUCUGAACCCUACAUUUACGAUGAGCAAGCAACCACCGCUGUGGACAUAAAUCCUGCUCGAGAACGUCCCCUGUCGUCUACAGAUAGAGCCGAAAUCCCGGGGUCACCCCCGCAGUGGGGUAGCAAGUCCAUUUGGGAUGAGCAUUCGCAGGAUCGUCAUGGCAGCACGGUCGCUGCGAACCCCCAGCAUAAACGUUUGGAGAGCCAAGAACUAGGCGAUUCCCCACCAUCAUCUCCCAAGCACACACCGAACAUGCAGCGGUCUACAUCCAAAUCUAGCUCAUCCCAUGGCCAGGCCUCUUCGAAUCGGCACAUCAUCGAACCUGCAGAACCACGCCUUCCCUCUCAGCGUGAAGCGCCAAGUGAGGAAGAAGAGGAAGGGUCAAGCGAGCAGGGUAGUGAUGAAGAUGAAAGUGGCGAAGAAGAGAAAGGGCGUGAGGCAAAAGAGCAUCACGAUAUGGACGGCAAUAUCACCAUGAAUGGCAGUGCCACGGCGGACCAGCUAGCCGAACCCCGGGGCAGCUCGAUCGAAGAUCCAGCGCCAGGCAAAAUGGCAGCACCGGAGCGUCACGCUUCCGAAAGUGGUUUGCUCAAGAGGAAGAAGAGCACUGAAGACCUCCAGCCGAAUAAACAACAGCGCAUAGAUCAGGCCGGAACCCCUGCUGUCUCAACUCAAGCAAGCCACGGCGAACAGGUUACUACGGGGAAAUCCUCGAAAUCGCCUAGUACCAGCCCAUCGGCAACGCGCAGAAGAGAGAGAGCACCAUCCUUUUCUGGCCUCGCAAGGCGCUUGAGCUUUUCUGAGCGGCCACAGGAGUUUUCCAAGCCGGGUCUCGGGCUGGGUAUUACCAAAAGCCCACCAAAGAAGGAACCAGUCAUGCUCGAUUUAUCUCAGGAUUCGCCGGGGCCCAGCGAUAGCGUAUUCUCAAUCCCAAACAGUGCACCCAUCCCUCGUUGGGGUUUCCAGAACCGCUCGAGUCCUUCCAAGUCGCAAGCUUCUACUCCAGCGAACAAGGCUAAACAGUUACAGUCAGCGAUGCGUAAGGAUUCACCAGUUGAGAGGUCGUCGGAACGCCGGUCGGUAUCCUUUGCUGAAGGAGACGAUGUUUUCAUUACCGGUUCUGGACCGGCCCCCAUGUCAGCUCCUCAGAGUACCGCCAAGCCAUCCACAAGUGCUCCCUCUGAGAGGAGAAGGCCAAACACCGGCACUAUCAUCUAUCCUGACAAUGUGUCGAAAGAAAGGCUGGAGAAGAUGCAGAGAGAGGCGGAAGAGAAAAUUAGGGAGAAGGAAGAGCUGGAGGAGAAAAUCAAGAUUGCCGAAGAACAAAAAUUGAGCCCUCAGUACACUCGUAAGUUGAAUGAGGCGUACAAGAUUCUGACGACAAUACGAAUGCAUGAGACUCGCCACAGGGAGAAGGCUUUGUCAACUCUCCGGCCCAAGCUCCAGAGCUUACGACAGGAAAUUGCCAAAAUAGAAGAAGCUAUGGACAAGACCCCAAUACUGACCGCGCCACCGCCGAAGAGAGGUACCACUACUCCUAUCAUCGAUGACACUACGAACAAUGUGGCGAGCUACCACCCCCCCAUGGGAACCGUCCAUCGUGUCGAUGUAGCGUCUAGGCGCACAGCCAAGACCGCGGAACGGCCAGCGUCCAAGAAACCGACUCCUUCGAAGUCGGUAGAACUUUCAUCGUCUUCUGAAUCCGAAGAGUCGGAAUCCGAAUGCGAAGAAGAAACUGACUCCGAGGAAGAGAACCAACCUCCGCUAAGCAAAGCCGAUUUGAUCCGACGAAGCAAUAUUUCGACUUCUCAAUCUAGUGCCAAACCCCCAACAUCUUCUCGACCUGCGCCACUGCAGACAUGGUCACGCCCCUCGGCUAGUUCGCAGAUCCGUCCCAGCUUGAAGUCGCUGAAGGUGGACCAGAAAAAGGAGCAACUGGCGAAAACACAGCCCAAGCGGGCUACCUCCGCACAGCGCCGGCAUGGAGACAUUUUUGACGGGCCCUCGGACAGCGACUCGGAGGAAAGCGAAAGCGAAAGUGAGAGUGGGAGUGACAGCGAGAGCGGCAGCUCUGAUGACGGCGAUAUCCAUUCGAGUGGGAAGGUAGGGAAACUACGGAAUGUGCGACGCCGGUCGAGAACCUGA
Messenger RNA from Aspergillus tanneri, 2691 nucleotides. RefSeq lists its product as uncharacterized. The coding region runs from base 1 to 2691 and encodes 896 amino acids. NCBI's taxonomy places the organism in Eukaryota, Fungi, Ascomycota, Eurotiomycetes, Eurotiales, Aspergillaceae. The transcript has 3 exons. The record is from RefSeq and is a predicted model, not a curated record.